Molecule: messenger RNA, 1449 nt
Organism: Penicillium argentinense
Lineage: Eukaryota; Fungi; Ascomycota; Eurotiomycetes; Eurotiales; Aspergillaceae
Product: fungal specific transcription factor domain-containing protein
Exons: 4
Coding region: 1-1449 (482 amino acids)
Biological process (GO): positive regulation of transcription by RNA polymerase II
Cellular component (GO): nucleus
Molecular function (GO): sequence-specific DNA binding
Source: RefSeq, a predicted model, not a curated record
AUGGGCAUGUCUACAGAAGGGGAAAUAUUGUCUGGAAACAUGGGUCAAGCAUCCCAGUUGAUCCGGGCGAAACCAGUAGCUUAUGUUGAGGGUUUAGUGCGUGAGAUUGAGCAAUUGAAAGCUCUCAAUCAACGACCUCCCCCUGAACAGACUGCUCAAACAAACAAUCCUGUGAUCGACUUUGAUCAAGACCUUGAAACUACCGAUGAGCCCUCCCAGAACCCCCUAUUGGAUGAGAAACCAUGGUUUCUUCCUAUCAACUCUUCAAAGGUUCCCAUUCUCAUAGGAGAAGUUGCUGAUACCGUAUUUGCGACCCGCUUCCGCCAACUUAUCACAGGCAAAACUCUGAGUCAUAUCCCUCGUAUCGCAUAUCCUGGCCAUGAUCAGAUCUUAGAGCUUGCGAAGAUCGAAAUUCCUCCACCUGGAGCCUCCCACGCUCGAUUUAUUCUUCGAGUUGCUGUGAAAUUCUUAGAGGGUUCAUUUCAUAUCAUUCGCAAGAGCCUGGUCUCUGAUCUGUUAGACCAAUUUCUCCACGCACCCCAAUCACUUGAUUCACUUUCGACAUGCAAGAUUUUUGCACUUUUUGCGCUGGGAGAACUACACUCUAACCGUUUCCAGAAUCAGGAAACGCAGGUAGCGGGCCUUGCGUAUUAUAGUCAUGCUAGUCGAGCUCAUGGCCUGCUUGAAGAACGACCGUGUGUUGACUCAAUCGAGGUUUCAUUGAUACUGGAAAUCCAGAUGGACGCAGAAUCGUCACAUUUGAAACCACAGCCGAUUAGGUCUCUGCACCUCACUUUCAAUCAGUCUGUUAUCCUUGCGACCCGGCCAGUUUUACUUCACAAACUGCAAAUGCAUAAAGAGUCAAAUGGGAAUGCGCCAGCAAGCGCAGAUCAAACGAUCUCAAGCAAUGUUCAAACUCUAGCAGAAGCAUGCAUUCGAUGCGCUCGGCACUCAUAUUGUACCAUUGUCGAAUCUUGGAUUGAAGGAAACUUCGGAACAUUUGACUAUUUCAAUACCCAGCACCUCUUUUCUGCAGCUACCGUUCUGGCCAUUUCUUGCCUCAUUGGUGGCCCUGGUAGUUCCAAAGAUCAUGAGGAUUUUGAAUUCGCCGGUGAACUUCUCAAAAAGCUGCGGGACUCUGGAAGUUUUGCUGCCAUGGAAUUUUGUCGUCACUUUGAAGAGCUCAAGACGGAUAUUCGCUCGUUCUGGUCCGGCUUACCAGGUACAGAAGCGCAAAGCUUUGAACCCAACAUCACAGGCAACAGUGCCCACCCGAAUCAACUGGAGCCUUUCCUGCAGCCAGAACCUUUGAUGACAUCAGGCAUGGCAUUGGCAGAGCCUUCUGUUGAAGCAUUUCUUCAAAGCGAGCAGAGCUUGACUCAGCUUGAUGUCUUUUGGGAUCAUACUGGACGGGCAGGACUCUACUGGCCCGUAGGCGAUCUGGUUUGA